Aspergillus puulaauensis is the source of this 1725-nucleotide messenger RNA. RefSeq names its product enhancer of polycomb-like protein 1 (gene EPL1). Gene Ontology annotation, cellular component: piccolo histone acetyltransferase complex. The record is from RefSeq and is a predicted model, not a curated record. Lineage: Eukaryota; Fungi; Ascomycota; Eurotiomycetes; Eurotiales; Aspergillaceae. Gene Ontology annotation, biological process: regulation of transcription by RNA polymerase II. The transcript has 4 exons. The coding region runs from base 1 to 1725 and encodes 574 amino acids.
AUGACUCGUUAUGGCGGGUUGGGUAGGACGCGCCCAAAGAAGCUCACCCCCAAGGCGUCCAUUCCCAUUGUUAGCGAGAAUGAGAUAGAUGCAAUCGAAGAAGAGAUUCAGAGUGGCCUACAGCAGAUCGAAACUGGUGUUGAAAAGGCCGAGGAGUCUGAAUUCCAUUUGCAAGUUGCAAUAAAUGCAACAGCACAAGGAAAAGUCGUAAAUGAGGCUCAUAUCCCAACGCCGGAGACUGUCCUCAGUAACCUCCAAUAUGACGAGCUAUACCCCCCGGUCUUCUCGCAGCCUGCGACAUAUAUUCGCUUCUCCUCCACCGUGGAGGAUUGUUGCGGCUGCCCGUAUGACAUGACCGAAGAGGAUGAUGUAUUCCUGAAGAUCAUGAACGAGAAGCGGGACCCCAAUGACCGGUGCACAGAAGACCAAUUCGAGGAAGUAAUUAACUUCUUCGAAGAAACUGCGCGAUUAAAGCAGCCGUUUGCAGCGGUAGAUAGCCCGCCGGUCUUGAGCUUUCCGGAUAUGCAAGAGUCCAUGGAUGCAACCGUAGAGGAUAUCGUAAGGCGAUUUGCCAAGGACGUAUAUGAGCAUUGGAAGACAUUGAGGACGAACAACGGCAAUCAAUCAUUACUUUCCAACCUGAAGUUCGAAACUGGUCAAGAUACAGAUGAUACAGAUCCUUAUGUCUGCUUCCGCAGGCGUGAGGUUCGGCAGAUUCGCAAGACUCGCGGCAGAGAUGCCCAGAGUGCGGACAAACUAAGGAGGCUCAGGAAGGAACUGGAGGAUGCUCGUCAACUGGUUGCUCUUGUGCGGCAACGAGAAGUGGCGAGAAGAGAGAUGUUGGCGACAGAGCGACAUCUUUUCUUGCAGCGGGCUGAAGUCAAGGAUAUGAAGAGGAAGCUCAAUAUCAAGGACGAUGACGAGGACCUCAUCAACCAAAAGCCCAAGAAGAAGCCUAUGGAGGCACCGCCCAUGCAACGCCCAGCGGCAGCACAGCUCCGUAUGCCGCAAAAGCCUGGGACCCAGGCUGCGGAAGACUUGCAGUUGCUGGAGGACGUCCAAGCGGAGAAGGAAAACGAAAUUCUCCGCGAUAUCAAGGCGCACAUCGCCAAGCAUAUCAAAUGGAACGAGGGCUACGUGGACUUCACACGUGCUCCGCUCUCCCCGUCCCCUGAAAGGACAUUUGAACAUUCAUUCCGUCCUGCGAUCACAGCGCAAUUGCCAACUCCCCCAUCCUCAGAUUCUUCCGAAAAUAUGCUGGAUUCAGCACUAGAUACCGCGGGUCCCAUAUCUUUCCGUGAUAAACUUGCCGCACACGCUAUGAUAACGAGUGAGGAUGCCAAUAAAAUGCCCUCAUUCAGAAGACGUAUUGGGCGUGGCGGGCGUCUGCUGAUUGACCGCCGUAACCUCGCUUCUCGAUGUAGUGUGGAGUUAGAUCACUGGAAGGCAGACAGAUUCAAGUUUGAUCAGGAAGAUUCAGACGAGGAUAUCGACUAUGAGAUGGAUCAGUUUGAUAUUCAGAUCAUGCAGAAUCGGGCAAUCAUGCUCGCCAAAGCUCGAGACCAAGCACAUGCUCAUGCACAGGCAGCGCAAGCACGGCGACUCCAGGCUGAACAAGCCGCAGCCAACAACCCAAAUCCGGGGCAAACGAUGGGAUCAAAUCCUGGGCAAACGAUGGGAUCAAAUCCUGGGCCUGGCGCCAUUGCCCCGACAGCUGAAACUUGA